Solanum stenotomum is the source of this 1125-nucleotide messenger RNA. RefSeq lists its product as uncharacterized. The transcript is spliced from 2 exons. NCBI's taxonomy places the organism in Eukaryota, Viridiplantae, Streptophyta, Magnoliopsida, Solanales, Solanaceae. The coding region runs from base 157 to 1125 and encodes 322 amino acids. The record is from RefSeq and is a predicted model, not a curated record.
GAUUGUCUCCGACUACACUCACUCGCAAUUCAUCUGUGGCUCUUGGAUUCUUAGUUUCACAAUCCUUUCCGCUAAGUGCCUUUGAUUGCUGAAUUGAAGAAUCUAUAGAAUAUAGGUGUCAACACAUACGACAUCUCUAAGAAGCAAAAUUUCAAAAUGCGAGCUGCUUUGAUGUGGACAAUCAGUGACUUUCCUGCAUAUUCAAUGUUGUCUGGGUGGAGUACUGCGGGCAGGCUAGCAUGUACAUAUUGUAUGGAGAAUUCUGAUGCUUUUACUUUGACAAAUGGUGGUAAGCAGUCCUGGUUUGACAACCAUCGUAAGUUUCUGCCACUAAAUCAUCCAUAUAGAAAGGAUAAGAGCUCAUUUAGAAAGAAUAGAGUAGUAACCAUGCAGCCUACCCCAUUCCGGUCAGGUGAAGAUGUCUUAAAAGAGAUAGAAGAACUGGGACUUAAAAAGGUAACAAAACUUGGGGCUGAUAUUAUUAAUCGUCGGAUUAGUAGGUUUUCUGGUUGGAAGAAGAGAAGCAUAUUCUGGGAUUUGCCAUAUUGGAGUACCAAUCUCAUUCGGCAUAAUCUAGAUGUGAUGCACAUUGAGAAUAACUUCUUUGAGAAUGUGUUCAACACAGUGCUGGAUGUAGAUGGUAAAACAAAAGAUAACCCAAAAUCUAUAGAAGACUUGAAAGACUUCUGUCGACGACCUGAAUUACAUGCUGUUGAUGGAAAAUAUCCGAAAGCUAUUUACACACUAAAAGAAGAGUCAAAAAAAUUGUUUAGUGAAUGGGUGAAAAAUCUAAAGUUUCCUGUUGGAUGUCUCAAAUAUGGGAAGGUGUGUGGACAUGACAAAACACAAGUUAUUUGGUAUGAAAAGUCACGAUUGUCAUGUAUUCAUCAAAGAUUGGUUCCUAUUGCAUUCCGUGAGCUAUUACCAAAAAAGGUGUGGGAAGCACUUACUGAGAUGAGUCUUUUCUUUAGGGAUGUCACUUCUACAGUAAUACAUGAAGAGGAUAUGGUAAGACUUCAACAACAAAUACCUGAAAUACUUUGUAAAUUAGAGCGUGUAUCCCUCCUAGCUUCUUUGAUUCAAUGGAGCAUCUCCCUGUGCAUCUCGCUUAUGAAGCAAUGCUAG